This is a messenger RNA of Camelina sativa (false flax), 1367 nucleotides long. RefSeq names its product putative N-acetyltransferase HLS1. Lineage: Eukaryota; Viridiplantae; Streptophyta; Magnoliopsida; Brassicales; Brassicaceae. The record is from RefSeq and is a predicted model, not a curated record. Gene Ontology annotation, molecular function: acyltransferase activity, transferring groups other than amino-acyl groups.
ACCACCAAUAAUAAAUCAAAACCCCUCUCUCUCCAUCAGACUUUUUUUUGUUUUUUUGGUGUUGUUGUCCAAAUUAAAGACGCCCCACUUACAUAUUUUUUUCUUCGUCGCAACACUUGUAUAUUACAUGUCGAGUAAAAUAGCGGCCUCGGCGGCAGUUGCGGCUGCGGUGGUGGUGAGAGAAUACGAUGAGGAGAGCGACAAGUGUGACGUGGAAGAGAUGGAACGAAAAUGUGAUGAAACCGGGAAUCAUCAUGGCAAACCGGUUCUGGUCUCUGAUCUAUUGGGCGAUCCGGUUCGUCGCGUUCGUCAUUUUCCCUCUCACACUAUGCUGGUAGCAGAGUACGGAGAUGGAAGAAAGAUGGUAGGAGUUGUAAGAGGAUGUGUUAAAACUGUGACUAGAGGCGGCAACUCUAUCUUUGUCAAACUCGCUUAUGUUCUUGGUCUUCGUGUUUCACCUUCCCAUCGGAACUUAGGCAUAGGAACGAAAUUGGUGCGAGCACUUGAAGAAUGGUUCAAGCAACAAGGCGCAACCUACGCGUACAUGGCGACUGAUUAUAUUAAUGAGCCUUCCAUUAACUUGUUCACCAAAAAAUGUUCCUAUGUCAAAUUCCGUACACCGACGAUGUUGGUCCAGCCGGUUCACGCCCAUACCAAACCGAUCGGUUCAGAUAUCACAAUCCUUCGAUUAACUCCCGAAACCGCCGAAUCAAUCUACACUCGAAUCUUCAAAGACUCAGAAUUCUUCCCUCGUGACAUCGAUGCAAUUUUAACCAGCCGCAACAGCUUAGGAACGUUUCUAGCCGUGCCAAACGAAAAACACGGUCUCAAAUCAAACAGCGAAGCUAAUUUUGCGAUAUUAAGCGUUUGGAGCACCAAAGAUGUAUUCAGGCUGCAAAUGAAAGGCGUAUCUCGGUUAACUCACGCGGUUUGCUCCGGUUUGAGAUUUCUCGAUUCUUGUAUGCCAUGGAUGAAAUUACCUUCGUUCCCUAACGUGUUCGACAAGUUUUGGGUUUAUUUCAUGUAUGGCAUGCACAUGGAAGGCAAAGACGGUCCACGUCUAAUGAGAAGUUUAUGCUCUUUUGUGCAUAACAUUGGGAGAUACGACGGAGGAUGUGGAGCUCUAGCGGCAGAGCUUAGCCCAUCAGACGCGGUGGCUUUAGCCGUACCUCAUUGGAAACGGCUUUCAUGGGCCCAAGAUCUCUGGUGUCUCAAGAAACUCUCCGGUGAACCUGACCCGUCCGAUUGGACUAACUCGACAUCUUCUUCUUCUUCUUCUUCCUCCGUGAUUUUUGUUGAUCCUCGUGAUAUCUAAUCAAUGCUCCAAAAAUAUUUAACUUUACUGUACAUAAAGAUGAUUAUAAAAA